Molecule: messenger RNA, 943 nt
Organism: Cucumis melo (muskmelon)
Lineage: Eukaryota; Viridiplantae; Streptophyta; Magnoliopsida; Cucurbitales; Cucurbitaceae
Exons: 1
Coding region: 77-655 (192 amino acids)
Source: RefSeq, a predicted model, not a curated record
UCUUUUCCCACUCCAACCCUUUCCUCCCUCCCUCUCUCGCUCUCUCUUUUCUUUUUCUUUUUCUUUUUCGUCCCCCAUGAAGAAGCUCUACCGCAAAACAGGAACCGUCCACCCUUCUCCCCCUCUCAUCUCCGAUCAUCUCUCCUUUCUCCCCACUGCCAUCCUCACCCUCUCUUCCGCCCUCUCUCUCCAGGACCGGGAGGUUUUAGCCUACCUUAUCUCCUCCUGCUCCAACGACUUCACCCCCGUCCACAAUUCCUCCACCCACCGCGGCAAGGCAGCUCACCACAAACACGCCGCCCCCAUGGCCGGUUCGGAUCACCCCCCGGCCUUCUCCUGCUACUGUUUCCAAUGCUACACCAGCUACUGGGUCAGAUGGGAUUCCUCACCCAAUCGGCAACUGAUUCACGAAAUCAUCGACGCUUAUGAAGACAAAUUGGCCGAGACCAAAGUUGGGAAGAACAAUAAGAAAGAGAGAAAGAAGCGAAAUAGUAGCGGGACGGUUUCCGGUCCGGGUGAGGGGAAAGGGGCUGAAGCGGCGGCGAAGGUAGAAGAGUGGAAGGUGACGGAAGGCGGCGAGGAGGAGGCGGAGAAAGGGCCGGUGAGAAGGAUUGUGAGUUUGCUAGGGGAAAAAAUUUGGGGAAGUUGGAAUUAAGUGAUUGGAUUUUGCACUAAUGGAUGCAUUUGGAGGUUUUGGGUUUUUAUAUAUGUUUGUGAAUUAAUUAGUUUGCAGUAAUUAGGAAGGAAUUGAAGAAGAAGAAGAAGAAGAAAAGGGUGUUCUUAUAAACAUAAUUACAAUACCAUCUUCUUCUUUUUCUUUGUUUUGAUUCAGGUUAUGGUUGUUAGUAAGUUGUAUAUAGAAUCUUAUGUUUUUCAUGUACAAAUUUAUCAAUAUAUAUAUAUAUAUAUAUAUAUAAAGAAAUUAGAAUUUUUAUUUAGUAUA